Pleurotus ostreatus (oyster mushroom) is the source of this 1716-nucleotide messenger RNA. RefSeq lists its product as uncharacterized. The transcript has 2 exons. Gene Ontology annotation, molecular function: protein binding. The coding region runs from base 1 to 1716 and encodes 571 amino acids. Lineage: Eukaryota; Fungi; Basidiomycota; Agaricomycetes; Agaricales; Pleurotaceae. Gene Ontology annotation, cellular component: SCF ubiquitin ligase complex. The record is from RefSeq and is a predicted model, not a curated record. Gene Ontology annotation, biological process: SCF-dependent proteasomal ubiquitin-dependent protein catabolic process.
AUGCCGACGACCAGGAAGCGAAGUCUGUCCCCUGCAGCGGCCAUACUGCCUCCACCGAAACGACGUGAAUUCUUGUUGAACACAAAGCCUCCGGAUCCUGACAAGACAGGACUAGAGAGGCUCUACGACGAACUCAUUGUCCACAUAUUCUCCUACCUCUCCUAUGCCGACCUGUGCGCAGCUCAGGCAGCCAGCAGGAACUGGUACCGGCUGGCGUCAGAUAAUCACAUAUGGAAGUCACUCUACCUGAGUGCUUUCGGACGGACGAGACUGCGCGGGGCGAGGGGAUUCGUGGAUAGAACGGAUGGGCGGGUGGUUAGACCGUUACCUGGGCGAGCCAAGGGUCACGAAGAUACCAAGGACUGGAAAUGGAUGUUCAGAAUCAGCUCAAAUUGGAGGAGAGGACGGUGCAAUGUUGAGCAAUUGCAUGAGCCGGUCGAGGGCGACACGGCCAAUAGCGAGGAUAACUGCCAUGUUCUACUCGCUGGCCCGCUCAUCAUAUCUGCGUCUGCUCAGAUAACCUCCUCGCCUGUUAUCUGCAUCUACAAGCCAGCUGUAAAUGCGGAUAACACUCCUACCACCACCCUCUCCUGCCCCUCUGCUCAUAAUUUACCCUGUUCCGUGACGACGCUAGCCCUUGACCAGUCACAUCCACGGGCAAGCAACACUCUCAAGGUUGUUGCAUUCCUCUCCAGCGGGGAAUUCCUGGUCUUCGAUAUAAAUCAUGAAGACCCGGCCAAGUCCACCCGGAAGCUUCUAUACGUCCCAACUCAUCGACCGGGGCAGCAUAGGCUAGCCGACCGUACUUCACCUAUUGUCCAGGCUGUAUACCACCAUCCCCUACUGAUCAGUCUGUCGAAGACCUUUCAGCUCAGUAUAUAUGACUUAUCGAACAACGGCGCGCAACACAUGCAAACGCUGUCGUCAUAUACAUCGUAUCCACCGACUUCCUUCGUGUUAUCCACGCCGACACCGACAACAUACAAACUGGUGAUGGCAUAUGCAAUACCCGUAUACCCCUCUCACUGGACCGUAGGUGCGACGGAGCUCAUUAUUGCAGCCCAUUCACCAUCGCGGUCGUCCCUUUCUGAAUCGUCCGAGCCACCGUCGCCUUCCUCGGUGUUCGGCCCCGGGCCCCUUUCUUCCCCUCUCACUGUCGUUUCUUCACGUACGGCGCGCGCUCUAGACGUUCCUCCAGGUUUCAUCGACGACAAUAAAUUACGCCUUAUGCGGGAACAAUGGGGCCGCAAAGUCGCUCACGUUGCAGACACCCAAACUGAUGGCAAGUGGCUGGUACUUGCUCCCGCACCGCGGGAGAUGUCUUCCGAUACACACCACCGCAUCGCGAGUGCGAGCGCAACUCCGCCUCUUCGUUCGUCCACGACACUCCAACUCUACCGACUUAGUUUGCCGUCAGCCCCGGCUAGGCCUCACUCAACUGGUCAAUCCAAAAUCACAUUUGUUCGCUACUUAGAAGGUCAGACGUCUCCUGUCUGUGCGCUUGCGUUAGCAGACGGUAGAUGUGUGAGUUUGGGCAUGAAUGGGAGCAUUUGGGUAUGGGAUCUUGAGAACGGAACUGGAGCUGAAGUAGCAGCACCCACUUCCAUCCCUUAUCAUCUUGGAUGGGAAGCAAGGCCUGGUAGCGUAGUGUUCGACGACAGACGCAUAAUCACAGCUGACCGUGACGGAAUUGUAGUUCGUAGAUUCGAUAUUUAA